This is a messenger RNA of Thermothelomyces thermophilus ATCC 42464, 1984 nucleotides long. RefSeq lists its product as uncharacterized. The record is from RefSeq and is a predicted model, not a curated record. The transcript has a single exon. Bases 148 to 1848 code for a protein of 566 amino acids. Lineage: Eukaryota; Fungi; Ascomycota; Sordariomycetes; Sordariales; Chaetomiaceae. Gene Ontology annotation, biological process: CENP-A containing chromatin assembly; chromosome segregation.
GCAUUCGCAGCAGAGCGCGACUCGUUCGUGCCGCCACAACACAACAGGAAAGCGUACCCGAAUGAAUGCAAGCUAAACAACCACCGGGUGUCAAUGUACCCAUUCCGAGGGCAGCUCUGCCCCCUGCUAGUAGUGUGAUCAACAUCAAUGGCGCGCAUCUCUGUCCCAACAACAGCGCAUUUGCCCUCGACACUGCGAGUCGACUCGACCAAUCCGGCCGCAGCAAGGAUCCUCGGCCGCCUCUCGCGGUCUUCUCUCAUCUCAGUUGCCCUUGACUGGCUGGAUGAGACCAAUUUGCCCCAAGCUCUGCCGUACCUGCGCCACGACGACGGGGAUGAAGAAGAUGAAGAAGGCGAUGAUGAGGAGGACGACUUCUACCCCCCGGCACGCUCUGCCGAAGAGCUGCGGGACAUGUACAACUCCCUGCUGGAGCGCAAGGGCUCAAAAAGGGAGGUCCUCGACCGCAUCACCGAGGGCGACUGGCGGCACGGCCUGACCCUGUAUCAGCUAGCCAUGGCCGACCUGCAAUAUCUCUACGACCACCCGACCUCUCAGCAAUGGUCCGCCUACCGCAUCGUGCCCCUCAAGCCGCCGCGCGACCCGGACGGUGAGGAACCGCCCCAAGUCGACAGGCAGUCUCUCACCAUCCCGCGAUUUCACCCCUCCACCUUCCUCAGGACGCUGCAGACCCAGGUCCUCCCCGACGUCAAAGCCCACUACAACUUUGACACCCACAAGUCCCUCCCCCUCCUGAUCCUGCGCAUCUUCAUCCUCGACUCACCCUACAACACCAACCAGGCCGUGCAGCAGACCACCACCACCACCACCACCAAGACCACCGCUUUCGAUUCCUCCCGAACAGUGUAUAUCGCCUUUCCCGACGCCUCUCCCCACCUCUUCAUCUCCAGGCCCCAAACCACCAGCAGCAGCCCCAGUCCCGGCGCAGCCGGCGCCGGCGCCGGCGGAGAAUCCCGGUCCCUGCGCAACCUCCUCGUCGAGGGCAUCCCCAAGGCCCUGUCGCGGCCCCUCCAACGCCAGCGCUUCACCCUGCAGUCCACCUCGCUCGUCACGCGCAACCUGGCCGAGCUGGUCGAGCGCCGCGGCAGCGGGCGCACCAACUUCGCCGGCGGCGGCUGGAGCAUCUACGCGGAGGGCGGAGAGGGGCGGGGGGCCAGGGGCAACAACAGGGAGACGCCGCUGGACCUGGUCCUGCCGAGCCCGCCGCUCUCGGAGCGGGACGAGGACGGCCUUGGGGGCGAGGAUGAUCCACGGGGAGGGAAGAGAAGCGGGGGAGAGAAGAGGGCUGCGCCGCUUCCGGUCGUGCUGACGGCGGAGGAGAGGAGGGAGGAGAGGGCCGCGAAACGGGCGAGGCUCGUCGCGAGGGCGCGGUUCGGGAGGACGGCGGUGAUGGGGGAUGGGAAGGGGGUGGAGAGGGUGGAUGUGGUGAUUGAGGACCCGUUUCCGGAGGUCGCCGCGAGACGGCGGGAUGGAGGCCCGGCUGAUGGGGAGGGUGCUGCCGCUGUGGGAAGGCGGCGGGGGAAGGGGGGGGGAGGAAGUCGGGCUGAUGCGGCCUCCAAGGGAGGGGGGAGGGUCGAUGACGCAGAUAGGAACGUGCAGCCGGAGGAGGAAGAGGGAGAGGAGCAGGAGGAGGGAGGUGCUCAGGGGUGGCGCCCACACGUCAGGCUGACCUUCCAUGGUUCGCACGUGUUCGCCGGCAUCAGACAGCUGGUCGAGUGUGGCAUCAUUGACGGCGAGCGCAUGCCAGGGUGGAUGACGGGCGAGGAAGGCGUGACAAUAGGCGCGGUCAGGAACGGGAGGAUACGAGGGCACAAGGGAUCCGGUGUCUAAGAGGCUGUCUGCAGGUCGGAAGUUGUGCAUGGAUCAGGCUUGUUUCUGGCUACUUAAUUAUGUAUGUAUAUGCGCACGAACGAACCCAUUACAACUCAAUGUUUGCCUCCAUACAUACGCGCCCACGAGCACGAAG